AAUAGUAUAUCGUCUAUAGUUGUCACCGCCGAAGAGAACCUGCCAACUCAGCUGUUGUAUUUUGUGUUUUAUGAUGGAUUGCUUGACUGGACUUUAUUAACCGUCAAAAUGAGAAAAAGCGUCUCACUGCCGUCUGGGGAUUUGUGUCAUAUGUAAUGGAUGACCUCAUUUUGAUAGAAGGUGUGAAGUAGAUUUUCUUACCAAGGACGCCGUUUCAAAAUUGAUAGAUGUACAAUAACUGGCUUUAAACCAUUAGUAACUCACACUACAUAAAACGACAUAGAAAUCAAAAUGGCAGAUGACGGAAAAGCUUCAAGGAUGUUGGAUGCAUUGCAAAAUGACCUUAAAGCAUUAUGCAUGGAAACAAAAAAGAAGUAUCCCCACAUUAAAGAUUCAUGUGAAGAAGCCAUCAUAAAAGUACGUGGUGCAGCCGCAAAUCCACAGUCAACUUUGGCUCAGAUCACAACCCAGAUCCUGUAUCCCUUGGUCCAAGCAGCUGAGACCAAGGACCCCAAAAUUGUCAAGUUAUCCAUUGGAUUAAUGCAGCGGUUAAUUGUGGCUGAUGUUGUGGAUGCUGGAAGUGGAGAGCACAUUGUUGAAACACUGUGGAUGCUAAUGGAAAAUGGCAUAGAAGAACUGAAAGUGCUACAAUCAGUCACGCUUCUCUUGACAACCAGCUCUGUGAUUCAGGGACCAAAUUUAGCUAAGGCCCUUGUGUUGUGUUUUCGUCUGCAUUUCACAAAGGAUGCUACUGUUGUUAACACUGCCAGUGCUACUGUUCGACAGCUUGUGAGUGUUGUGUUUGAGAGAGUUCUUGCAGAAGAUUCGAAGCAUACAAAGGAAGACAGAACUGGAGAGGAUGAGACUGACGAACAGAUGAACAUGGAGGAACUAAAGGUUCUGAGUGCCAGCCCACCAAAAACUCUCCGACCAGCAGCGGCUGAUGCUUAUCUUAUGUUCCAGGAUUUGGUGCAGUUGGUGAAUGCAGACCAACCAUUGUGGCUUCUAGGCCUUACAGAAAUGACACGAACAUUUGGGUUAGAGCUUUUGGAAUCCGUCCUGACAACUUUUCCUUCGGUUUUUUACAAUCCAGGGCUGAUGGAGUGUCUGAAGUUGAUUGCCAUGGAACUCCUUGAGUCCAUCCUGACUAUGUUUUCAACACUGUUUUAUGAUCAUCCUGAGUUCAACUUUUUGCUGAAGGAACGUGUGUGCGCGUUGGUGAUAAAGCUGUUCUCUCCAAACAUAAAGUACCGAGCUUCAGUACCAGCAAGUGUGCAGCAAGCAACUCCUUUAGACAAACCAUAUUUCCCUAUAGCUAUGAGACUUCUCAGGGUUGUCUCUGUGUUAAUACAGAAGUACUAUCCAUUACUAGUUACUCAGUGUGAAAUCUUCCUUUCUUUGAUGGUAAAAUUUUUGGACGGGGACCGACCAAUGUGGCAGAGAGGUUUAGCGCUAGAAGUCUUGCACAAAUUGGCCAUCCAGCCCAAUCUUUUGCAGUCAUUUUGCACGAAUUAUGAUAUGAAACCUCAUGCAACAAAAAUAUUUCAGGAUAUAGUGAACAGCAUGGGGGCAUUUGUACAGUCUCUAUUCAUCUCUCCACAAUCAAGUAUGGCUUCUCAGCUGGCUGGGGGUGGCCAAGGAAGCUCUCAGGGCCAGUCCCCUGCCUUACUUGCUGGUAUGCCAGUGGGUCCAGGUGUGUCACCACAGCCUGCAUUCUUCUACAGGGGUGUUUAUUUGCCCCUUUGUGUUAACAUCCCUACAGGACAGGCCAAAUCAUUAUACUUGGAGAUGCUGGAUAAAUUGGAGCCACCAACCAUUCCAGAAGGAUAUGGUGUAAGUGUUGCAUACUAUUGUCUCCUUGAUAUUGUACGCUCAAUUCACCUGGUUAUGAUGGGUCCUCAUGCUACUAAUGAAGGACUAGGAGGUGCAAGUGAUCAUUAUAAACCUAACGAAGAAGAACGUAAAAUUCAUGAACAGCUUGUGAAUUCUGCAUGGUGUGGUCUUCUUGCCGCUCUUACAGUUUUACUUGAAGCAUGUACAGAUGAAGCUGCAACAGAAAAUGUCCUAAAGGCAAUACAGACAUUUGCAAGUUUAGCAGGUAAAUUAGACCUAACAACUCCCCGUGAUGCAUUUAUUACUGCUCUCUGCAAAUCCUGCCUUCCUCCUCAUUACACAUUAACUGUGCUCAACAAUGCAAGUGUAGCAGCAGCUGCUUCAUCAUCUUCAAUGACCAGAGGUCACCAGAGGUCUCCUAGUACGGAAUCGCAACACCAGUAUUAUGAUUCUGAGGUACGACAUCAAGUUGUAGCAGUGGGAACAGCGCUGGCAACUCCAUCCCUUCCAGUGGGUGCCCAGCAAGGUCCUGUAAUGCUGACUAAUAAAAACUUGCAGUGCAUGCGGGCUACUCUCUCCAUGGCACAUUGCCAUGGUGGGGUGCUGGGAGCUGCCUGGCAUCUUCUCUUGACAACAUUACAGCAUCUUGUAUGGAUACUUGGGCUUAAACCAUCAACAGGAGGUAGUCUAAAGGCUGGUAGAAGCACUGCUGAAACCAAUGCAGUUAUUACGACAGCUGUGAUAGCAGACUUGCCUGUUUUGUCAUCCAUGUUGAGUCGAUUAUUCGAAUCAUCUCAGCAUCUUGAUGAUGUUGCUCUUCAUCAUCUUAUUGAUGCUCUCUGUCAGUUAUCAAGAGAGUCUAUGGAACUUGCAUAUACGAAUAGAGAGCCAUCACUUUUUGCUGUGGCUAAGCUUCUUGAAACUGGUGUAGUGAAUCUUGGUCGAGUUGAAGUCCUUUGGAGGCCAGUUACAAAUCAUCUCCUGGAUGUCUGCCAGCAUCCCCAUGUGCGGAUGCGAGAGUGGGGUGUUGAAGCUGUAACAUUUGUGAAGGCAGCUCUUACACACAAGCAUAAUCCUCCUCUGAAAGACAAUCAGAAACUGCAAACACUGUUAUUGUCACCACUGUCUGAAGUGUCGCUUGUUGGGCAUCCAGAUGUUCGUCAGAAGCAGCUUGAGUCGCUCUUGCAUAUUUUACAUUCUUGUGGUGAACUUUUACAUCAUGGCUGGCCUCUAAUACUUAACAUUAUUGGGGCUAUUAAUGACAAUCAUAGUGAACAUCUAGUUCGACUUGCAUUCCAGUGUCUACAGUUAGUAGUGACAGACUUUUUACCCCUAAUGCCUUGGGCUUGUUUGCCACUGACUGUAGAUACAGCAGCUAAAUUUGGUUCCCAGACACAAGAGCUUAAUAUUUCACUCACUGCUAUUGGUCUUAUGUGGAAUAUUUCAGAUUACUUUUACCAAAAUCAAGAAAAACUGCGUGCUUCGUUGACGUCAGAUAAUCAAGUCUUUCCUGAUUUUCCUGGUGUACCAAAUAUGCCUCCAUUUGAUAAGUUAUGGAUGUGCCUUUAUGCUAGGUUAGGAGAUCUUUGUGUAGAUUCUAGGCCUGCAGUUCGUAAGUCUGCUGGUCAGACAUUAUUCUCAACAAUUGCAGCACAUGGUGCAUUGCUCCACAACCAAACAUGGCAAGCGGUUCUCUGGCAGGUUCUCUUCCCUUUGCUUGACAAAGUUCGACAGCUCUCAGACUCGGCAAGUACUGAUAAAGUUGAUCAAGGUGGUAACAUCUUAAUUCACCAUUCACGCAAUACUCAGCAGAAGCAAUGGGCAGAAACCCAGGUGUUAACCUUGUCAGGUGUAGCUAGAGUAUUCAGCACCAAGCAGAAGAUUCUUCAAGGACUUGGUGAUUUUCCUCGAGCGUGGGCAUUGUUACUGGAUUUCAUUCACACAGCAGCACUCUCCAAGAGUAAUGAAGUAUCUUUAGCUGCACUGAAAUCUCUCCAAGAAAUGCUUCAAGCUGGGAGGUCAUCAUCAGCAAUGCCCUCCAAUUAUGCUGAUGAUUCAGAUGCCAAGAGCAGUGGACCACAUCCAAUUGCAGAAGAUUCUAUAGCCAACUGGAAUACUGCUUGGAAGGUUUGGCAUACAAUUGGUACAGAGGUAACAAAACCUCCUCCAGAUGAAGUAACGAGGGGUUCUGAUGCAUACAUUCCAUCCCAGCCAUUUCUCACUGCUUUGGUUCAUAUAUUUCCUCACUUAUUUCAACAUAUCAAACCUAGAUUUGUGGUCAGUGACUUUAGUCGUUUAGCUUCAGUGUUAUCUGGCUGUGUUUCUGUUCCUGUCCAUGGUGACUCUUCUCCAUUCAUACUUCCAUCAUUUACAGAAGUUGUUGUUACACCUUUACAAGAGGGUGUUUUACAAGCUUUGGCAGCUGUGGAAAAAGAGGUUACAGAAGGUAAUGGUGCCACAAAAGCAAUGGUACCACAGUUAUUUACCCUCCUCCUACAGUUUUCAUCAUACAGUUGUCAAGCUCCUCAUUAUGGCAAUGUUAUCACAAGACCUCAUACCACCAAAGGAUCAACUGACUGGGUGACUAUGAACUUCGUACCAUUUGCAGAGAAAUCAUUGUCAAUGGUUGUCUCUCUCUACCAGACAACAUCGUCUUGGCAGGAAGUUAUAGAAGCUCAAGUCUUGAAAAAUAUCAUUCAGGGUUUGAUAGUCCCACUCCGUAUGAAGUACAGAUGCCCUGCUCAGACUACCUGGAAGUUAGCCAUUACUACAUUGUUGACUGUUCUACAAGAAGGCUUACAGUUAGCAAGAGAACACCCUACUCAUUUCCGAGAAAUGUGGCCAGUCCUAGGGACAGCAUUAGAUAGCUUUCUAUUUUCAAAUAGCCCUCCACCUGCAAAUCAGAGUAGUGAAGAUGCCGAAAGAGAUGAAAGUAUAGACUGCCAAGUUGUUGAACUCAUACGAGAAGAGAUAUUACCAUAUGCAUCUUCUACACCCAGUGAUUUCAUAGUGUCAAUUAUGGUGCUUCUCAACAAAGGAUCAAUAGAGUCUGCAUCAGGCACUGACUCUGAAUGUGAUGGCUUCAAGCUGAGGGAAGAAUUUGCCAAAACUUGCUUUGAAACACUUUUACAGUUCUCUCUCCUAACUCCAACAGAUUUUGAUGUAAAACUUGAUAACUCAGGUAAUGCAGGAAGCAGUAAAACUAUGGAAUCCAGCAAUGGCAACAUGUCACAGAGUAUUAAAGGUUGUUUAGGAGCUGAUGACAGCACUCAAAUAACAACCAAAUUAGCUGUGACUUCCUUGCUUCACCGUUUCCGUGAAGUUCUUGUUAGAUAUGUGGAAGAUGAGAAACUGAGUGGAAAAUGCCCUUUGCCAAGACACCGAAUAGCUGAAAUAAGCUUUGUCCUGAAAGCAAUUGCAACAUUAUUAUCCUCUUUAAAGAAAGCACCGGUAGAGAAAGUGGACAGCAUGACUUGGGCUCAGCUUAUUGGUCUCUAUCCUCAUCUUGUGGAAGUCGGAGGAUCAAGUAAUAGUGGUACCCCUCAGCUUUGGCGCUCACUCAGGGAAGUUCUCCUGCAGUAUGCUCAGUUGCUGCAUGCUCCUACCACUUCUUCAUCCGCAGAUUCUAAUGACAACACACACGGUGUGAUUAAUGGGACUUAAGAAAAUUAUGUGAUUAAACUCACCGGUGGUAUAAUUUUAAGACUUCAAUACUAAUGAAGUGAGAAAAAGUAUAUUUUCCAUCAGUUUAUUACUAAAUCAUUGUGACAGUGAGUAGUGUUCAUGGGAUGAUACAAAAAUAGUCAUAGAUUCUGAUUUACAGAUUUUAUGAUGGAAGUGAGUGAUUUAUUUAUUUUGAUAUUGAGAGAAUGAUGUGCAAGUGAAAGGCAUGUUAGAUCUACAAGCUUCACCAGUGAUGUAAGUACUUCUGCAGGGUAUGUACUAUGGCCAAAUACAAAAACAAAAAAAUGCAACUGUGCAACCUAUUGACAUUUUAUAUAUCUGUAAUCAAAGAACCAAACACUAAAUUUUGCAUUUGAUAAGCUAACAUACCAAAUAUCUAGUUAACCUUUGUUGAUCAUUUUGUAAACAGUGUUUUCUCUUGAAAAGUGAGUGAACCUUUUCAUAUCCAAAUAUGGAGAUCUGCAAUAAAAACUUGAUAUGCCUUAGAAUUUGUUAAGCCAUGUUUGUUUAAUACAAACAGUCUUGCUUGUUUUUUGUAUUUGUAGACUUUAAAUAGUAAGCAUCUGUCCCUAGAUUCCCUAGGACUUGGUCUUGCAAUCUGUAUGCAUAACAUGUUUCUGAUGUCAAGGGUUAUCAGAAGUUUUUUUGUAUAGAGAUGAAUUUGAUUUUGUUUUGGAGUAUAUUUUUUUUUAUCUGAUUGAUAUAAACCGUAAUCUCUGUAAUCUCUUGCAGUUUAUACCCAUGACUUCUCUUUACUAUAUUUCAUGGCAAAUAUAUAUUUUUGUGCUCAUUUUUGCAAUGUCAGGAUAUGUUUGUUUUACAGAAUGACUUUACCUUAGUUGAUGUUAUUCUUGGCACUUUUUGGGAGUGUUUAGCUUCGUUAGAAUGUUCAGUAUUGGUGAUGGGGUUAAUUGAAGCUUACUUGGUAGGGUUUAUUCAUUCAAAACAUUUUCCUCUUCAUACAUCUAAGAAUCAUGUUUCAUUGGAUUGUAUCAUUUUGCCAUUGUUUGCCAAUAUUGGUGGCAGUGAUACCAGAAAUUGCCAUGAAUUAUAGUACAACAUAAUGAGUAAUGUAGCACCAAGUAGUCACAAGGUAACUUUUCAUGUUAUUUUAGAGAACUGCACUAACUUUAGUGUUGAAAUAUGUGUACCUGUUCCAUAUUUGCAAAUCGAUGAUUUGACUUUUUGCCAUGUAAUUGCAAUAACUUGAACUUCCUCAUCUUGAAAUUGAGAUUUCUGAACCAAAUGUCAUCCAGUGUAUGAUUUGAAAAGGACUUCUGUCAUAACAGAAUUUUUUUUUUUUAUUUCUAGUUAUUUAGUACGUACGUCAAUAUUUUAUGACAGUAAUUUGGAUGAUAAACACUUAAUAUCAAAAGGCAGUCUCCAUGAGUACAGCAUGAGUAUAAAGGAAACUUGUUGGAUUUUGCAUAUCAUUCAUUCAGGUUAUUGCAAUGAUAGUGCACCAUAAUUUUAUUAGUUAUUUUAUUUAUUUUGUAAACCUCCUUGUCCCAUGUUUAUAAGGAUAUUAUCUUUGUGUAAAGAUGUCUACUGUAUAUUGUUAUAACCACUGUAAGUGGAUGUUAAAGUUUAUUUUCUUUUCAUUUUUGUUAUUUGUUUCUAUUUUUCUCCUAUCCUUUCCUAUUUACUCAUUUUUCAUGGCCAUUUACAUUUGCCAUUUCAGAACAAUAGAUAUUAUCUUCUUACUGUAACUGAGGUACAGAAUUAACUUGAGAGUUUUCUCAAGCCAAAUGAAACAAAAAUUGCAGGGGUACUGUCUACAUUUUGGUAGUUUUAAUACAUACAGUACUGUAUAUUAUAUUAUUAUCUCAGAGGAAUUUCUAUCACACUGCUUUCACAACCAGUGGUCUAAUUGAACAGCUCAUCUUAUCAGUAGUGAAUAGAGGAGUAAGAAACUGUAUUACUUGGAAAUGAAGAUAGAAGAUUGUUGACAUUUCAAAAUUUCGGUGCAUUAGUUAUGAGGCUUGUGUAAUUUUUUGAGAAAUUGUCAGACUGGCAUUACAUCUUGGAAAAUUAUAAUGUUUAUAUGUAUUAUCUACAUUAUUUUAAGUAGCAAGAAUAACAAAUAGUUUACCAGGUCUCCAAUAAAUGAAGGAGAGAGAUGGCAAAGUUAGGGAAUUCAAAUUAGUAUUUCCAGUUGAGAGUUCUUUUAUAGAUUUGACAGUUAAGGUCAUCGAUAGUGAGUCCUUAGCAUAUGGUUAACCUACUGUUUAUGGCUGAUUGCAAUUUAAUACCAUAUCAGCAACCAGUUACCCCAUAGAGGUGAAGCGUGUGGCUCACUUACCCGUGUGAAAACUAUGCUGUAAUAAAAAUUUAAUGUUAAUGCUUCAGAAAUACUGGAGUAUAAAAAAAACUUUCCAUACAAAAGCAUGAUUGACAAGAGUAUCAUUCAUGAAGUAAUGUCAUCAGGAUAUGAAUGCUGACAAUAUAAGGCAGUUUCCCUCAAAAUGUAAAUCAAUAUUGCCAUUAUUUCUUUACAAAUAUUUAGGUCUUUUGGCCCCCACCAAUAUUUCCUGCACACUGUACUUUAGGUCUCUUAUCAUGUAUUUGGUGCUUGUCAUUGGUUGUCUCAGUAAGGGAGGAAAGAUAAAAUCUAUUGUCAAUAGCAGAAAGAAAUAAAGUUUGUAUCAUAUCAUUUGCUUUUGGGAACUGCAGCCUGUCUUUGGGACUAACACCAGAUGAUAUUUUAGUUUUCUUUCUGCUAACAUAAGUCGAUUGUUUUUGAGUAUCCACAUUAGAUUCUAUUUGAUAUUUGAUAGGCCCCUUUAUAAAUAGUACUUUAGUCAUUGCCACUGUUGUAUUGUGGUGUUCUUUUGGACAUAAAUUUAUUCUUUUGUAGGAGGUAUAUUAUAGAAUAUUGUUGAUUAUGUACUAUGCAGUCAAUACUGAUUGAAAAAUAUAGUUGAGUUCAUUCAUUAAAAAGAAUGUACAGAUUAAAGCAGCAUGUUUGUUUUGAUCUUGUGUGAUUGUAUUAAUGAAAAUCAGGGUGAAACUUAGCUUUGUAGAUAAUUAUUUUAAUAAUAGUUUGAGCAUUACAAAGUAGUGCCUUGUUUCUGAUGGAUACUAAAUUCAGCUCUAAGGUGAGAUUAAUUUUUUUAUCAAGGUUCUUUCAAAUACUAUACUAAUUCUCCUUUUAGGAAAUGUCAGCAUUGUGGAAGCAUGGAAUACAGUAAAUGGUAGCUUGAUUAUUGUUACAGUAUCCAAAGGUUAGAAUCCCAGAGAAACUGUUUUUGAAAUGCUUUUUCUUCAUUUUUAUUGUGACAGCUUUACAGCCAAUUUAUAAUUGCAAGAAAUGUCGUUCAGUUUUGAAUGACAGUGAGAAAAAUUUCUUUAUUUUGAAAUUGAGAAAACUAGAUGAAUUGAAAGUGUGAGAAGUGUCUAAUCGAUGGGAGGAUUUUUAAGAUUUUGCUUGAAAUACAAGAUACAUAGCUAAAAGCGUGGUUGUAGCUUAUUGCAGGUUUUGAACUGAUGUAUGGAAGGUAUUAGAAUUGAUCCAGCUUAACUGAUGUGAGGGUCAGAAGUUUAACUGUGUUUUUGUCCUUCAAUUAUGCAGUUUUCUUGUGCAUAAUUGAAAUCAUAGAUUUCAUUUCUGUGCCUAUCUGUAGUAACUUGUAGUAAAUGAAGUUAAUCAAGUAAGAUUAUUCCAGGGGUUUACCAUGCACAAGAGAAAAUGAGGGAAAAUGAUUAAGUAAUCAUCUGAAAUCUCCAGAUUCACUUGUAGCCAGUUCACCGUUCUUUUUAAAUUCUAUUCUCUGAAAUUAAGACAGCAAUCUUUUUUUCGGUAUGUAGUUGAAUUUUAUUUCUAUUUUUAGUUAUAUUUUGGUCAGACUAUAAUAAUAUUAAACUGUAAAUAUAAUUAUACCUAUCCAUUAUUUGCUGUAUAUGAGUUUUUGGUGCAGUGCAGUUAUUAGUUUCAGUUUUAGCUUCAAUAUUCAUCUUAAUGUUUAAAUUUUGGGGGGAUAUAUGAUGUGUUGUCAGCAUUGUUAGAGAUACUUCAACAUUGCAUGAAUAUUUUUUUCCAGGCUGAAGCUUUUUGAUUGUUAGUACACUUUUUUAUACCUAUAUAUUUUUUUUAUGAAAAAAGCUUGUGUCGGAAGUGUAAGUAAAGAAAUUUGAUGUUUCUUGGUAGGCCAGUGAUUGGGUGUAGUUUUUGGUGUUUGAAAUUUGUCCUUUCUCCCCUAAUUAGAUUACUGUACCUGGUACAGUAUUUGGUUUCCUCUGAAAGCUCUAAAAUUGAAUUACAUUCCACUGUGGAAUCUAUUUAGAUUUUGUGUAUACUGUAUCCAUUGUUGCUGAAGUGGGCAUAGUUGUGAUCUGUUUGAUGAAAUUAGCAGUAACUUGUUGGGUGUAAAAAAACUUUGAUUAAUACUGAAUCAAAUGUACGUUUACAAAUGUAAGCAUACAUCUGGGUACAUAUGAAUAAUUAGAUGGUAAAUGAUAAAAGAUUCCCCUGCAGCUUUUUGAGAUAGCUUUCUUUAAAUUGAAAAUCUACACAAGACUUGGAGUUCCAGUAGAAGGUUUUUUCUUAUCUUUUAAUAGUUUUUGCUAUGAUUCCUGAAAUGUAAUGACAUGGUGUGUAGGUUGGAUUUAAUAUUACUAUGCUGUACUUUUUUCCAAAAGAUACAGUACUGCACUUUCUGUAAGGUUAUAACCCUGCAUGGUUUAACUGUCAACUAGUAUAGUAUUGGUAAAGAGACGGUGAGAACUGUAUUGUGACAGAUUUUUAGCUAUGACGGGGGUACAUUAUAUGGAAAUAACAGUGAUUACUAGUUGUGGAAAAUUAAAGAUCUGAGAUGUACAUUUUUUGGCAGUGCUAAUGUUUGUUAUAGUCACUUUUCAACUAAUGAAGUAUUUCAUAAUAAAAGUGAUAUUCCUCAGUUUUUAUUUGCUAAAAUGAAGAUGAUUCACUUAGAAUUCAGCAGUACAGCAUGUUUUUGCUUCCCUUCAAUAAGCAUCCUUGAACCCUAUUCACCUCCUUGGAGACAUCGGAAGAGGUCAUAAGUAAUCCCCAUGAGGCUUCCUUAGUGCAGUUUCUUCCUCAUGUUUUCAGUUUGUGAAAACAAGCUCCUCCCUGUUUACAUGCACAAAAGGUAAUAUGAACUUACCACCUAUCAUAUAAUUUUCUUGAAUAUUUUCCAAUUAACCCAAUGUUGUAAGCAUCUCAGUAUAUAUUUAUUUAACCACAUAAAAACAAAAAUUCAGAAUGAUUGUAUAGUGGGGCUUUUAUCUAUGAAACAAGUUUAUUAAAUGGAAAGGCUGAAGACAUUUAUUUUGCCAUAUGAUGUGUGGGGGGAAACAUGCUUUGUGAUAACAUAGAUUACCGUAAACAAAUUUUCUAAGGUACUACUUCCGCUUAAUACUUUAGCAAGCAAUAUUUUUAGUAGGAGCCACUUGUUGGUUCAGUUGAUGAAAUCUCAGUUGGGUAAACUGCUAUUUUUUCACUAUAAUGUACUAUCUUAAUUUGACACCCACUUCAGGAUACACCGGAUAAGAUUAAAAAUACUUUCAAUAACUUUUAUAAAUGGCUGUUUGGUACAUAUGUUACUUUAGUAUCUUCAAGUAGGACUGUGAAAUUUUAAAGUCUCGAGUAUAGUUUUCUUGCCUUGUCAGUUAGAAAAUUAAUUCUAUAAGGGACUUGGGUGAUAAGCAAAUAUAGGUCAUGGUAGCAUUUUGUAUGGUACAAUUUAACAAGUAGGUAAAUAGAUUCCAAUUUCAUAUAUAACUGAAAAAAAUAAGAGGUUAUUUGCCCAAAAUAAAUUUUCUGAAGUAAGACUUUAUACUUAAGUAUCCUAAUGGAGGUGUCACAAUGUAGCUUUUUAAUUUUGUUACAAGCAAUUUAAGUGUUUCACCAUAUUUAAUCUUAUGUAUCUUUUAUAGUGCACAGAUAGUUUCAUUGUGCAGUUUAAUCCAAAAUCUGUAUGAAAGAAAGGUUGUACACCCUGUUGCAAGAAUUUUGAUUGAAGGUUUGAGUGAAUUUCUUUUUUAUAAUAGAUGAGAUUCAUUAUUUAUGAAGCUGACCUGUGUGACUGCACAGAGUUUCAUAAAUUUAUGUGGUUGUUAAUCUUGUAAAAAAAAUAUGUUUAUGUUGAAA
Molecule: messenger RNA, 11626 nt
Organism: Macrobrachium nipponense
Lineage: Eukaryota; Metazoa; Arthropoda; Malacostraca; Decapoda; Palaemonidae
Gene: mon2
Product: protein MON2 homolog
Source: RefSeq, a predicted model, not a curated record